This is a messenger RNA of Symbiodinium sp. CCMP2456, 489 nucleotides long. NCBI's taxonomy places the organism in Eukaryota, Dinophyceae, Suessiales, Symbiodiniaceae. The record is from the annotation of a GenBank genome assembly.
AUGGCCCGGAAGUCCAAGGUCUUAUCGAAAACAAAAAGCAGCGCGAGCAAGGGGAGCAAGAGAAAUGCCAACAAAGACUUCACCAAAGUGAAGAACAAGGUCGGGAAGAGCAAGAAGGCAGCAAUCAAUGAGACAAAGACCGAUUUCAAGGUGAAAAAGGUGCAGCUGCCCUCACAAAGUGCCUUGGACGAGAAGGGCGAGGAGGUUACGCACAGAAGGCAAACUCGCAUGGCACGCCCAUGUGGACGUUGCAUUUGGGCCCUGGAUGACUGGAUGGCCCUGGGGUUCUUGCCAGGCUGGGUCUUGCAGAGCUGCCCUGGCACUCGGAGCGUCUUUACUUCGUUUCUUUUGCUGCAAAAUCAUUCGUGCGACAGGGAAACAGUGACGAAGCGUCCUCGCCAAGGCUUGCCCACCUUCAGCAUCAUAGCCCCAAAGUGCGGCGCGAUGCGUGCGCUCCCCAUGCUGCAGCUUUCCCUGACCACCAUCUGA